This is a messenger RNA of Leucoraja erinaceus (little skate), 8609 nucleotides long. Its product is annotated as phosphorylase b kinase regulatory subunit alpha, liver isoform-like. Gene Ontology annotation, biological process: glycogen metabolic process. Gene Ontology annotation, molecular function: calmodulin binding. The coding region runs from base 1102 to 4749 and encodes 1215 amino acids. Lineage: Eukaryota; Metazoa; Chordata; Chondrichthyes; Rajiformes; Rajidae. The record is from RefSeq and is a predicted model, not a curated record. The transcript has 32 exons. Gene Ontology annotation, cellular component: phosphorylase kinase complex.
GAGAGACAUUCUCAGGAGGGGACGGGGAUGGCCCAGUAGCAACUCAACAGCGUCCGCAGUGCCAGAGACCUGGGCCCGACCCCGACCACAGACGAAACGCAGAUCUUCACCCAUGCAGAUUCACAUCUACCAAGAGUGUUUAUAGCGAGUGAUCUAUGACCCGGGUAUGCGCAAUCGGAAUACUGAACUCACUUAUUUGAUCAGAAAAGGUCAGCAUGCUGCUAGAGCCGCUGUCUCAAAACCUGGGCAUUUUGUGCUCAUUUGGAGACAAAGGUCAAAACAAGUUCAAAACAAGUUGAGUUUAUUGUCAGAGAUUACAACGGAAACAUUGCUUGCAGUAACAUCACAUGCCCAUAGACUCAGACAACACGCAAAAACAUAAAAUAUGCCUAAAUUGCAUAUAAAUUCUGCCAGAUAGAAAAAGAAAAAAAGUGUACUAAAAGUAAGAUAUUAGUGCAAAACAUAAUUAAAAACACGUCCGUGGUAGUGCAAGAGGUAGUCUAGAGUGCUCCGUUGCCGAGGUAGGGCUGCAGGAGAUGGGAAUCCUAAAGUAACGCAGAAAAUGAAAUGACCACAUCGGAUAUCUGCAGCGCUUUGCCUGCGUCUCAGUUCCCAGCUGCCCUGUGGGAGAGGGGUCACGGUCUGCAGGACGGUUCCCUCCCGCUGGCAGAUGCGGGGCCGCAGCUGCUGAGACGCCCGACCUCGGCCGGCGCUACAACCUUGAGCUCAUCAUCGGUCGGCGGCUAUCCAGGUUGUACUUGCCUGCUCAGCAAUAAGUCUGGAAGCUGAGACUCCCAGACACUCCACUGAUCAUCCUCUGUUGGUCUACACCCAUUGCUGCUGGUCAAUAGAACUCGCGUUGGACUAUGCUGGUUACAGCUGGAAUACGCUAGUUACAAUUGGACUUCGAUGAUUAAGGCUGGACUUCGCUGGUUUCAAUAUUGGGGAUAACUGGUCUACGCAGUUUACACCUAGUCCAUCACAGCACCUCUGGUCAACAUUGGUUUCUGCUGGCCAAUAACCUAGUCUCCACUAGGUACCACCAGUUGGUCAAUGAUAGGCACUGCUGUCCAUGUUUAGUGCUGGUCAGGACUGGUCAGCAUGAGGAGCAGGAGUAACUCUGGCGUCCGGUUGGAUGGGUACGCAAGGUUGGUGCAGAGAACCAUCUUAUGCCACCAGAACCCAGUAACGGGACUGUUGCCUGCCAGUGUCGAUCAGAAGGAUGCCUGGGUGCGAGAUAAUGUGUACAGUAUUCUGGCUAUCUGGGGCCUGGGAUUAGCAUAUCGCAAGAACGCAGACCGAGAUGAGGAUAAGGCCAAAGCUUAUGAACUGGAGCAGAGUGUUGUGAAGUUAAUGAGGGGACUUCUCCAAUGCAUGCUAAGGCAGGUGGAGAAAGUUGAGAAGUUUAAGCAGAGCCAGAGCACGAAGGACGCUCUCCAUGCCAAGUACAACACCACCACGUGUGGGACGGUGGUUGGUGACAAUGAGUGGGGCCACCUUCAGGUUGAUGCUACCUCCCUCUACCUGCUCUUCCUGGCACAGAUGACUGCAUCAGGAUUACGCAUCAUUUUCACCCUGGAUGAAGUAUCGUUUAUACAGAAUCUCGUAUUUUACAUUGAGGCCGCUUAUAAAGUUGCUGAUUACGGCAUGUGGGAGCGCGGAGAUAAAACGAACCAGGGAAUAGCAGAGCUAAAUGCAAGUUCUGUGGGCAUGGCCAAGGCAGCGCUGGAGGCGAUCGAUGAGCUGGAUUUGUUUGGAGCCUGUGGAGGUCCUAGAUCAGUCAUCCACGUUUUGCCGGAUGAAGUGCAACAAUGCCAGUCUAUUCUUCUCUCAAUGUUACCCAGAGCAUCAACGUCAAAAGAGAUCGAUGCUGGACUGCUUUCGAUCAUUUCCUAUCCUGCCUUUGCAAUUGACGACAUUGAUCUUGUGAAUGUGACAAAAAACGAAAUAAUUACAAAACUGCAAGGUCGAUAUGGCUGCUGUCGAUUUCUGAGGGACGGCUACAAAACCCCAAGAGAGGAUCCGAACAGACUACAUUAUGACUCGGCUGAGCUGCAGUUGUUUGAAAACAUUGAAUGUGAAUGGCCCGUGUUCUGGACCUACCUCCUCAUUGAUGGGGUAUUUAAAGAAGACAAGGUGCAGGUUGAAGAGUACAAAGAAGCCCUGGAAGAAAUUCUUAUAAGGGAACAGAAUGGCAUACGACUGGUGCCAGAACUGUACGCCGUCCCUGCUGAGAAGGUGGAUGAGGAAUAUAAGAACCCACAUACGGUGGACAGAGUUGUGAAAGGAAAAUUGCCUCAUAUGUGGGGGCAAUCUUUGUACAUCCUGGGGAGUCUCCUAUCUGAGGGAUUUUUAGCUCCUGGUGAAAUUGAUCCCUUAAGUCGAAGACUUUCUACAAUUGGCAGGCCUGAUGUUGUUGUCCAAGUGUCAAUAUUGGCUGAAUCUGAAAAGAUAAAGAACAUUUUAGCAAAGCAUAAUUUGGAUGUCGAGGCUAUAUCUGACGUUCUUCCAAUCAGAGUACAGCCAGGAAGAAUUCUGAGCCACAUAUAUGCAAAGCUGGGAUGCAACAGGAAUCUGAAUCUUAGUGGCCGCCCAUAUCGGCAUAUUGGUGUUCUUGGAACUUCUAAGUUGUAUGUGAUCAGAAACCAGACCUUCUCAUUUACUCCACAGUUUAUUGAUCAGCAUCAGUUUUACUUGGCCCUGGACAAUCGUAUGAUUGUGGAGAUGCUCCGGACUGACCUUGCCUACCUCUUCUCCGCCUGGAAGAUGACAGGGCGACCUACAGUCACGUUUCCAAUCACAAAAACCAUGCUGACUGAGGAUGGAGCAGACAUUGACUCGAAUAUUCUUUGCACACUUCGAAAGCUGCAGGAUGGCUACUUAUGUGGGGCUAGGGUAAAAAUUGGGAAACUUUCAGAAUUUCUGAUUACCUCGUGCUACACAAAUCUGAGUUUCAUGGACCCAGGUCCCGACGGCUUCCUCUUGGAUGAUUAUUUCAGUGAGGGAAGCUUCACUCCAACAACAGAGGUGCCAGAGUCGGUGUCUGCGCAUGAUUCAUGCUACAAAAAUGAUGUUGACACUGAAGACGAGCUCAUGCAGUAUAUAAAUCAUCUGCUACAAAGCACCACCCCUGUAUCGAAACGACUUCCUCCAACUUCCCGGAACCCAGGAAUGCAUCACAUGUUUGAGACGGAGCACACAACUAAGGACGUAUUCACAAUGGUGGCCAAAGCAACAGGGUUGGAAUUACCAAGCAGCUCCAUGUAUCUGCCCAUGAAAGUUCCAGUUGCUCAUCGGAAGUGUUUGAACCUGCUGGAAGUUCCAAAAGUACAGAAGGUUAAGUUGGAUCAUCGAAUGGAUCUCAGCUUGCCCAAGGAUGCCCAUGGUGAUAUUGACUUUGCUUCAUUGGUUGAACAGCUGAAAGAAUGCAUUACACUACAAGACCAGGCAGACAUAUUAUACAUCCUGCAUGUCAUUAAGGGCCCUGACUGGGACACAAAUAUCGGGGGACAGAGUGGUACUACGGUUCGGAGCCUCAUGACUGAGCUGUAUGGUAAAGCCGGCCAAAAUCGCGAGUGGGGACUGAUCCGCUACAUCUCCGGCCUGCUCAGGAAAAGGAUUGAAGUCCUCGCUGAGGCCUGCACAGACCUUCUGUCGCAUCAGAAGCAGCUGACGGUGGGUCUUCCCCCUGAACCACGCGAGAGGAUCAUCACAACCCCCCUGCCACCGGAUGAACUGGCAGAGCUUAUUUACGAGGCAAGUGGGCAAGACAUUAGUUUGGCAGUUCUGACCCAGGAAAUCAUGGUCUACCUCGCGAUGUAUGUGAGGACCCAACCCUGUCUCUUUGCAGAAAUGCUCAGGCUGAGAAUUGGGCUCAUCAUUCAGGUGAUGGCCACAGAGCUUGCUUAUAGUCUCAGUUGUUCAGGAGAAGAAGCUUCUGAGAAUUUGAUGAAUCUGUGCCCUUUUGACAUGAAGAAACUUGUACAUCACAUUUUAAGUGGAAAAGAGUUUGGCGUGGAAAAAAGUGUUCGACCGAUCGAUUCCACUGGCAUCAGUCCGGCCAUUUCCAUCCAUGAAGUUGGCCACACAGGGGCAACAAAAACAGAGAGGACAGGCAUCAAUAAGCUAAAGAGUGAGAUGAGACAGCAAUGCAGCAACCCCUCGUCUCCCACCGCCAGCUCAUCUCCAGCCGGCUUCUUCGGCGCCACCUUGAAUUGGGACGAACGCCAGGGUCAGUGGCUACGCAGACGGCGUCUUGAUGGAGCCAUUAACCGAGUGCCCAUGGGCUUCUACGAAAAAGUCUGGAAACUUCUACAGAAGUGCCAUGGACUUUCCAUUGAUGGCUUUGUACUUCCUUCUUCAACCACAAGAGAGAUGACUCCCCAAGAGAUCAAGUUUGCCGUCCAUGUGGAGUCUGUUCUGAACCGUGUUCCUCAGCCUGAGUACAGGCAGCUGUUGGUGGAGACGAUCCUGGUUCUCACUAUGCUGGCAGAACUGGAUGUCCACACCGUUGGUGGAGUCAUCUGUGUGGACCACAUCGUACACAUGGCCAAUGAGUACUUUUUGCAGGAUCAGAAAUCCCUUGGAGCAGGUGAUUCAAUUUUAGAGAUGGACACAGCCACAAGAAUCUGCAAUUUGUUCUAUGACAGCGCUCCAAGUGGCAACUACGGAACCAUGACCUAUCUGACCAAAGCAGUUGCCUCCUAUGUCCAAGACUUCUUACCAAAUACUGGCUGCUUCCUCCAGUAGAGCAGUGGCCCGUGAAGCAGUUAACAGCAUGAAGAGCUUCCUCAUGAUGUUAUUUUAUGCUUCAGCACUGUGUUUUAACUGAACAUAUUUCGGAUCAAAUUAUAACCAGAUGCAAUGACGCAUGGGAUAAUAUGGAAUAUUGUUUAUCUAAGGCUGUUAUUUAUUUGACUCGGUUACAAUAACUUCUUUGCAUGUGGCUACUGACUGACACGCAAAAGUCCACUCACUCACAACUGGCAGCUCCCAAGAUUUAUAUUUAUAAUUGACUUGCAUCGAAAUCAGCUCAAGCAUGUAGUGAGAAAAAUGAUUACCAAAUAUGUUUGAAUUAUCUUCUGUGCACUGGAUUCUAUGCACUGUACCUACUAUUUCCAUUGUGGUGUAGCAAGAUUUAUGAAGCUCUGAUAAUUUACAACUUAAAAUUUAGAGGUACAUAGAGUUUUGCUUUCUAUUAACAAAUCUGAAUAAUAAUGUAGCUCAAUUAGUUUCAGUGCUUAAUGGUGAUUUUUGGCGAGUGAAUAUUUACAAACUAUCUUACGCAUGUCCAGGCAGAUUGUGUUUGCAGUAUAGAAAUUAUAUACAACGGGUGGAGGAACAAUAAAACAUCAACAGUCUCAACUUCCAGUGAAAGUUGACUUGGACAUUUGCUAAUCAGGAAUCUUACUAGACCAUGUUAAGGUACAAUUUUGUACUGCACAAGUGUGGGGAUAGGAAAAUGAGAGUUUGUUUGGCUUGAAUGAGCUUAUCAGAGUGAAGCCAAACUAUGCAUUAAUGAAUGUCUGAAUUUGCCCAAUGCAGUUUUAAAAUGUGUUUCCCAAAUGAGAUUUCUAUCUACUGUAUUAAACUAAUAUCAGUGCAUCAUUGCACUAAUAUGAUUCUGUCCCUUAGGGUCAGUAGUUUAUACAUACGGCAGAAAUUUGGUUUCAGGGUAGUGUAAUCUAGGUAUGUAUAAAUACCAACCAACUGUGUCUCAUUGUUUCCGAAAAAAUAAAUAGUUCAUAUGCACUGAAAAGCUGUUUACUGUUUGCGCUGUUGGCUGUAAUUUAGCCUGAUCCUUGCUCGAACAAUGUUUUUAAUGGAAAAUGUGCUUUUAUUUUUAGUUGUAUAUUUAUAUUCAUAGCAAGUAAACCUAAACAAAAUGUUACAAUAUGAAUAUGCUGCUGCAAUCUUAUUUCAAAUGAAUUGCUCAUGGUUCAGUAUGUUAUUUGCAGUUGUAGAGAUAAAAGUGGCCCAUUGUCCAGGUAAACAGUACAAUCACCUGUAGUACAGCUGGCCAUUAGCGAUGAGUAAGAUGCAGAAGCAAACACCCCCCAUGGAGAAUGUUACUGUGAUUAUUUACCAUCUGUGAGAAGAUGGAAAACUGAAAGUGUUAAAGCAUUUAUUCAAAUACAUUUUUUAUGAAAGCCAAAACACCUUAUGACUGGAGUAGUGGUUCAUGAGUUGGAGGUUGCAUUACCAGUAUUCAAGCUCAGGCUGUGAAUGGCCAUACCCCAUGGAGACCAUGUGCAUUCCAAAAUAAAUGUGAUGCAUGGCAAGCUGAACGUAUCCAUGUAGGUUAAGGGUCCACUGUCUCUGAUUUCCUCCACUACUCUAGUACAAUGAGAUAUCUCCGUUGCUCUAUGGACCUUCCCCAAAUUAAUUUGCUUCACCAAUGUCCGUGCUAGUGUUCUGAAAUUUCCUCCUUAAACCUCUUCCCCCUCCUUUAAAGUUCACAGUUCAGUUUUAAUCGCCAUCCUAAUGUCUUCAUAAUUGUAUUUGACAAUGCCUCUGCCAAGGCCCCAUGAUGUACUAAUACACUGUGGAUGCAGGUUUAAAAAAAAAUAGCUCUGUGAAGGUAAUCCUAUAGAGGUGUCUGUUAAAAUGGAAUGGACAUUCCAAAGCAGACAAUAACGUACUGGAGGAAUUCAGCAGGUCAGACAGCAUCCGAGGAAGGAAAGGACAGAUGACGUUCCAGGCUGGGAUCCUCUUUCAGAUAGUCAUCAGCCUAAAGCAUUAUCUCAUUAUGUGCUCUCUGAUCUUGGGUAUUCCAGCAUUUUCCAGAUGUGUUGCAUCCAUGUUAUUUUGUUCCAAAAUUAGGGUGAAAGCUCCCAUUCUCCACAACAACUCAAAACUUAUGAAUGAUUUUGUUUCUUGGAGGACUCUUGUUCCUGGAAGAAAUCUACAUGCAAAUCACUGACCAUGACGUAAUAAUGAGAAAGAAGCCUUUGAGAGCGUGGUCACCAUCUGUGAGCUGAUUACAUGCUCUACACCUCAGUUAGCCACUAAUCAGAACAGAACUCUGUUAUAUAAACAAAAUGACCAUGCUCUAGUCUCGAUCAACACUAGAAUGCUGGAAUAACUCAGUGGGUCAGGCAGCAUCUCUGGAGGAAAAGUGUUUCAGGAAACCAGCAUCUGUAGUUCUUUGUUUCUAGAUCUGCUUCAUAGAGCAGAACCCGGAAAUUAAUAUUGAAGUUACUGCUACACCUGCUGGCUUUAAUGCAAAGACUGUCCCAGCUUUUCACAGAAGCAGGUAAACUAAAGGAGACAUUAGGAUAGGUGUCUUAAGGGUAGGGAGUGGUGCAGAGAGGUUAAAGAGAAGAAUCACAGAGACUCACCACAGCAAACUGGCUCUGUGUGAAUGUCUGCAGGUUUUUAGUUUAGUUUAUUAAAGGUAAAUUGUCAGUUUUUGUAAUGGCUAAGAACAAUACCCCCACCACACAAGAGGGAGGCGACGUACAUUACAGCUGUAUUUAUUCCUUCCCAAGACGACCAAUUUUGUUUUACUAUGUUGAUGAAAUGGGUCUCAUGUAAUAUUUAGACACAAGGACUGCAGAUGCUGGGAUUUUUAGUGAAGUAAACCAAACCACUGGAGUCAUUCGGCAGGUUAGGCAGCAUCUCUGGAGAACGUGGAUAGACAACGUUUUGGGUCAGAACUCUUCAGACUGGAACUUUGUAUUUUUUGAUCAUCUAAUAUUUGUUGCUGUUAUCUUUAUGACAUUAGGAUGGCAUUAAAGUUGGAUUGUUUAGAAUUCCUCUCAUUUACCUACAAGGUUCCACCCUCAUGUAGCCCCAAUAUAUUAAGUGGAAAUUGGUCUUAGUUGUUUGAAGCUUGUAUUCUGGAAGUUUAUGCUGCUAUGAACAAUAACUUGGCCCCCGAGUGAAGCGAUUGUCUUUUCAGUUUGUAAAAGUAAUGCAAAAGUAGAGAAAACAAGCCAUGUUGAAUAUGGUGCAACACUGAGUAUACUGAUCAGAGCUGUAGACAGGGUCUCGUUGCCUCAGCUGUGCAGUGCAGCGUUUUGUUCUUGAGUGAGAGGGCAUAGACUCUGCAUCUAACAUCAAUGCCAGGAACCAGCCAACUAAUGAAGGCAGAACAGUUUCUACUAUUCCACUUACAAAGCAUCUUGCAGGCUUUCACUCAAAGUCCAAGGAGCUAUUUUCAGAAAUGAUUGAUUUUCUGAUAGUUUUGUUAAAUGAAUAAAAUAUUAUGCAUCAACCAAAAUCUAGGUUAUGACCGUUAGUAAUAAACUCGUGUAUUUACCAGCAAAUUUAAUGCACUGAAGAAAAACAUUAACCAAAAGACACAGAUAUUACAAAGUAAAUAUCUUUGCAGAUGAUAGGAGAAGCAAUUUUGAUAAACUGCGACAAGUAAAAUAAAGAUGAGAUGAGAGUGUGUGCUAAUGAUUUAUACCUCUUUGCCUGAUAUACAUUUUAAACAUUUCCUAUUCCUAAUUCCAGUUAUUUUCAGUUGAGAUGCCACAACUGUUAUCUGAUGAAGGUACAGUACUGACUAGGUUUUAAAUAAUUCUAACCAGCAGGAUAUUUUUGCAUUUAUGUUGCUUAUGUCCUUAAGCUUGUAAAUAAAAUGAAAGAACAUGCAUCAUUAA